Molecule: messenger RNA, 789 nt
Organism: Diprion similis
Lineage: Eukaryota; Metazoa; Arthropoda; Insecta; Hymenoptera; Diprionidae
Product: phospholipid phosphatase 6
Exons: 4
Coding region: 143-784 (213 amino acids)
Molecular function (GO): sphingosine-1-phosphate phosphatase activity
Source: RefSeq, a predicted model, not a curated record
AUGGUUGUAUUUGUUGAAUGAAUGUGUCACAGAAUACAAAUAAGAGUCAUCAACGGAUUUCCACCUUUGCGCCCUCUGACUUGAAACGUAUCUUUGGGGUGAAAAUUCGCUAUUUAGGAAAUACGUAACCGAAUUGGGCACCAUGGCUAAGAGAACUGAAAAACGGGAGGUUCCGAUGCUGCUCAGGAAAAUAUUAGCCAGCGAUGCCUACCUCACAAAGCUUUUUAUCAAUACUAUGGAUAAUUUCAUGCCUUUUAGACAGGUUAAAGUUCACUACAAGAUGCUUGAGGUUUCCUGCCACGGUGUACCUUGGAUAGCCUCCUGGUUAGCUUUUAUUUGGCUAUUAAACAGCAGCAGCUUGUACCAGAUGCAGGUCAACUUCAUGAUUGGAUUACUUUUGGACAUAGUCUUUGUUGCUCUGAUAAAGGCUUUGACACGUCGGCGUCGUCCAGCCUUCAAUGACGACCCAUUCGCAAUGGGACCAGACAAGUUUUCCUUCCCUUCUGGUCAUGCAUCUCGUUCAAUGUAUGUUGUUUACUUCUUUUUCAAUUUGUGGCCAGUAAAUUGGAUAUUUCGGCUCCCUAUGUUAGCGUGGAUGGUCUGCGUUUGUCUGUCAAGAGUCUUGCUCGAGAGACAUUACUUGUUGGACAUCUUAGCUGGAGUAUUUUUAGGAUUUGUUGAAGGGUUUUUCAUUGGUCUUAUUUAUCUCGACCACGAUACAUGCGUUUCCCUAGUAUCUUGGAUUUCUGAUGAGAAAUUAGACGGUGGGGAAUAUCACGUAUAAGAAAA